UGACAACUUUUUUUUAUCCCCAAUUUCCGUUUGUAUUCAAACACUCGGAGCAGAUAGUUUUGGUGGACAAGUAUAAGUACUCCGUGGGAUAUUUCAGUGCGUUCAGUACGAGGAAUAUCUUCGUUGAACUUUGGUUGGUAUCUAGUCUGGAAAUUUUUCCUCUCGAGAUUUCGUUUUGUUCGAGAGCUCCUGGGUGGAAUGAGUGAAUCUUCGUCGGUGCACGACCUCAAAAACGGAAGAUCUCGAGCAAAAAAAUUACGGAGGGAUUGAAGAAGAGGGAAAUAAUUUGUUUCGCACGAAAGGAAACAAAAUUUUUUAUAGAAAAAAAAGGAACGUUAAUUACAAUAAGAGCAUCAUGUCGAUAAAUAUACGCUGCGCCAAUAGCAACGAUCUUCUCAACAUCCAGCAUUGCAAUUUACAAUGUUUGCCAGAGAAUUAUCAGAUGAAAUAUUACCUUUAUCAUGCUUUGUCGUGGCCACAAUUGAGUUAUGUCGCAGAGGAUGAGAAGGGUAGAGUGGUGGGCUACGUACUGGCAAAGAUGGAAGAGGACUGCGAGGAUAAUCCGCAUGGUCACAUAACGAGUUUAGCGGUCAAACGAUCUCAUAGACGUCUGGGAAUAGCACAGAAACUCAUGAAUCAAGCAUCUCGAGCUAUGGUCGAAUGUUUCGAAGCGAAUUACGUCUCCUUACACGUAAGACGGAGUAAUCGAGCUGCCCUCAAUCUUUACACGAGCAGUUUGCAAUUCGAAGUUUCGGACGUUGAACCCAAAUACUAUGCGGACGGAGAAGACGCUUAUGCUAUGAAACGCGAUCUCAGCAGCUUCCAGCAGGAAAAAAAUGCUGCAAAGGAAAACGUUACGAGAGAUACGAGCGCCCAUACUCACACGGGAAGAUGCUGCGAUCAUUCUUAGAAGUGACGUAUAACUAUUUCCAUGCUGUGAAAAUUCUAAGGAUCUAAUGAGGAAAAUAACGUCCGUGUUGGCGCGAUCGAUUGAAGGUCCGUGUUGCAUCAGAUGAGUUGACUGUACCACAGAAUUCAGGUGGAUGGAAGUUCUUUAAUAUAGAAAUAUUGAUAAUAAAAAGAGAUGAUUCAAA
This is a messenger RNA of Venturia canescens, 1094 nucleotides long. It is a transcript of the gene vnc, whose product is annotated as GNAT family N-acetyltransferase vnc. The record is from RefSeq and is a predicted model, not a curated record. Gene Ontology annotation, biological process: N-terminal protein amino acid acetylation. The transcript has 2 exons. Gene Ontology annotation, cellular component: NatA complex. Bases 356 to 910 code for a protein of 184 amino acids. Lineage: Eukaryota; Metazoa; Arthropoda; Insecta; Hymenoptera; Ichneumonidae. Gene Ontology annotation, molecular function: protein N-terminal-serine acetyltransferase activity; protein-N-terminal-glutamate acetyltransferase activity.